AUGGCGCAGCGCAGCAAAGCGGCGGGCGUGACGUUUUCGCUGAUCGACGAGGACCACACCAUCGGGAACUCCGUGCGCUUCAUUCUCAACCAGGAGUGCGUGUUCGCCUGCUAUAGUGACAUGUCGAGUGCUUGUAGUGAUGUGUCGCCUGCUAGUGUCUUGUCUCCUGCUCCUAGCUUCGUCCCCCGUGUGAGCUUCUGCGGCUACUCAGUGCCACACCCGUCUGACAAUAAAGUGAACAUCCGGGUGCAAACAACAGGCGACCCGGCAAGGGAGGUACUCAAGGAUGGGUUGCUGGAGCUAGCAGGCUUCUGUGAGCAUGUGACACGCACGUUUGAAUCCGCCUUUGACAAGUUUGAACGGCGACGACGAGGCGAAGCAGUGGAGGAGGAAGAGGAGGAAGGGGAUGAUGAGGACAUGCAGGAUGCAUCUUGA
This is a messenger RNA of Closterium sp. Naga37s-1, 435 nucleotides long. The record is from the annotation of a GenBank genome assembly. Lineage: Eukaryota; Viridiplantae; Streptophyta; Zygnematophyceae; Desmidiales; Closteriaceae.